Daucus carota subsp. sativus is the source of this 882-nucleotide messenger RNA. Its product is annotated as DNA-directed RNA polymerases II and V subunit 8A. The coding region runs from base 190 to 636 and encodes 148 amino acids. Lineage: Eukaryota; Viridiplantae; Streptophyta; Magnoliopsida; Apiales; Apiaceae. Gene Ontology annotation, biological process: DNA-templated transcription. The transcript is spliced from 6 exons. The record is from RefSeq and is a predicted model, not a curated record. Gene Ontology annotation, cellular component: RNA polymerase III complex; RNA polymerase I complex; RNA polymerase II, core complex.
ACAAAAAGAACGUUUGUUAAACCCUUCUCUCAGAGAGAGAGAGAGAGAGAAAGAGAGAGAGAGUUGCAAUUGAGAGAGAAGCAGAGCACUAGAGCAGUAGCCUAGCAGGUUCAAUUUCUUCCACCUCUCUUCUUCGCUUGAACAUACGUAUACAUAAGCCGGUUGGUUUGAAUUUGUGGAUUAGUGAGGAUGGUUGAGACGCUGUUUCAAGAUAUCUUUAGGGUGGUAGGGCUGGACCCAGAUGGUAAAAAGUUCGACAAAGUUACUCGUAUUGAAGCCAAGAGCGAGCAGUUUGACAUGUACAUGCAGCUAGACGUAAAUACAGAUAUAUAUCCUUUGCAUGAAGGGGACAAAUUUAUGAUGGUACUGGCAUCCACACUCAACUUGGAUGGAACACCUGAUACUGGCUACUUUACUCCGGGUGGGCGGAAAUCCCUUGCAGACAAAUUUGAAUAUGUUAUGAAUGGGAAGCUAUAUAGAAUUUCAGAGGAAGGUUCAGGAGCAAAUCUUAAGGCGGACAUUUAUGUUUCUUUUGGUGGAUUGCUGAUGAUGCUGAAGGGGGAUCCCUCCAUUGCUGCUAAGUUUGAGCUUGAUCAGAGGUUGUUUAUCUUGAUGAGGAAGGCGGACAGGCAGUAGUCAUAUUUCUUUGGCUUGUACAAGUCUACUCUUCCUAUUAAUAACACCACUGCAGGGCAAUAGUAGUCAGAUAACGGUGUUGUUGAAAUGUUAUGUUUUCUCCAUUGUUCAUGAAAUGAUUGUUUGCCUCGCACUGGAAGUUUGAAAACCUCUUGUGAAUAUCAUCAGUUUGUGACAAUAAGCUGUGUUGGGUUUUUUUAGGCACGUCAUAUAUUAAGAGCUAAUUAAGUCUUGUUGUUCGGGCUA